UUCUAAGGGGGAACAGAUGUGCUAGACUGCAAGUGUAACUUGUUGAAGCAGCUUGACUUGUUGCGUUGGCAAGUUUGUAGCCGUUGUACAAUUUCUGAUCCGUUUUAGUGUAACAGGGAACAUAAUAACCACAGCAGAAAACUGCUUAUUUAAAAUAAACCCAACCAGCGUGGUAAAAUUAUAGGAACAAAAAGAGCAAGUAGUUGAGAGUAAAAGCAGGCGGGAUGAAAUUGUUUGUGUUUCUGCUGCUGUGCUUCUGGAAGCUUGAUGAGUUGGUGGAAGCCUGUACGUGUGUACCCACACAUCCACAGGAUGCCUUUUGCAAUUCAGACAUAGUGAUUCGAGCAAAGGUAGUGGGUAAAAAGUUGAUGAAAGAUGGCCCUUUUGGAACAAUGCGCUACACAGUCAAACAGAUGAAGAUGUAUAAAGGAUUUAAUAAAGUUCCACAUGUUCAUUAUAUCUACACAGAAGCAGCUGAGUCCCUCUGUGGAGUCAGACUAGAAGUGAACAAAUAUCAGUACUUGAUCACAGGAAGGGUGCAUGGUGCGAAAGUUUACACCGGCCUCUGUAACUUCAUUGAGAAGUGGGAUCGUCUGACCCCAUCUCAGCGUAAAGGAUUGAAUCAUCGGUACCAGCUUGGUUGUAACUGCAGGAUAAAGCCUUGCUACUAUUUGCCCUGCUUUGUGACCUCAAAAAGUGAAUGUCUCUGGACAGACAUGCUGUCUAACUUUGGCUACCCUGGUUACCAGUCAAAGCAGUAUGCAUGCAUCCAGCAGAAGGAAGGUUACUGCAGCUGGUACAGAGGCUGGACAUCUCCCGAUAAAACUACCAUCAAUGCAACUGAUCCUUAAAUUCCAUUUCUACAGGCAACACUAUGUGGGACAAUAUGCCUUUGGUGAUAGGCAGUAAAGUAGUGCCUGUUUUCUUACAGAGUUAGCACUUGGAAAACUAAAAUCUGUACCAUCUUGUUGAUUUUUUUUUUGUUAUAUUUUGCCACUUUUGACCAUCACCCAUUUAUGUGUCAAGCUGUAACUUAUCCAGUGUAAUGUUGUCUAAUUGUCUUUUGUGUUUUAUUAAAUAUUAGAGCUUUAUAAUUUAUAUUUUAUAAAUAAUCUACUUGGUCAUGGUUUAUAUUUUUCUGACCUAAUAUGUGGAGAAGGAAGAGGUGACAAACCUGUUUCUGCAAUUCUGUUAAUAUGCAAGACCCCCAGAUGAAGUGUUCUAACAAUUGUGCUGAAUUUAAAUAGAACAUCGUCUGUAUAUGUGCUGUGCUCCAAACUCCACUUGAUAAGACUACAGAAGUCGAAAUAUCGUCUGCACAAUUUUACACUCUUGGUGCGUGAAACUUGUUUGGAGGUUUAUUUCUUAACCACAUACUGAGUCUUGGCACAAAAUGAGCAGCAGUUUCACUGUUGUGUUAGCAUGUUCUGGCUUAAGGCUUUAUAAAUUUGUAUAAUAAAAGUAUUGCAGCAAUGUAUUGGUCACCAAUAAGCAUCCACCAUGCAAUUUUUGGUAAGGCUGCAUAUAAUGUUUAAAAAAGACGAAACAUUUAUGUAGCCUAAAUAAAUCUGGAUUUGUAGGAGUCGCUAAAAUGAGCAGAGGCACACAGUACUUUUGCAGUCUUGUCAUUUCUGAUCGAUUUCACAAGACUGAGGUUGUGUAUGGCAUAAGCUAUAGUUAACAGGACAUGGAGUAGUGUUUCUUUUUGCAGCAUCUUUCAUAAUGCUAUUAGAAUUUUCUAGUUAUUUUCUGAACAUGUUGCCAUUUGUUCUUACCUGCAUCAUUCAUAAACCGGCACGCUUCAUGGCUGUUUACUGUAAGAUGCAAAUAUUUGAAAUGCAGAGAAUUGUUGUUGCAUUUCAGAUUGUUGGGAGAAUAUACACUGUAACACGUCUCUGUAAGGUUAAUUUGCAAUGCUGAAGUUGGAAUGUUGAUUUCUGCAUUUUAAAGUUUUUUUAUAGUUCUGUAUCAGUGUUAUUCUGUUGCUCUGUGGUACAUAUUUCAUGUCCUGUGUAGAAGGUGGGCAUUUAGCUCAACUUUGCUGUCAACUGGAGGAUUUUGUGAUAAUUAGAAGUUUUAUUUUUUUAAGUAUUAAGAGUUUUAGAGAUUUCUGGCCAAAUUGGUGGCAAUGUAUUAAUAAUUCAGUUAUUUUGCAUGGUGACAUGCAGCUUUUUUGUCUCUUUCCUUAUUUAUCUUACUUUUCUAUAUCUGAAGCUUCAUUCUGUGUAGGGAGUAGCAGUGUUAUUGAAAUCUGCCACAGUGAUCAUCUAAAAAUGCAUUUUAUAUAUUUUAAUAUCUACAUAUGCACAAUAUUGUAAAUACCGUUUUACAGACGGGCAUUUUUAUGCUGUAGGUUUAUGAUAUCCAUAUCAUUGCAAUGUACUGCAUUCAUUGGUCUGUAACACACAAUGAAACUGAACUGUUAACACGCAUAGAACAUAGUUGCUUUUACUUAGCUGUUAACACUUGCUGAUUGGUUGAGUGUGGAUUGCAUUUAAGUGAGUGAGCUGGGUAACGCAGCCAUAAGUUUUACAGUGCACAUUAUUUUAUUAAUAAAUGGCUACUCGUGUACCUGAAGCCAGUCCUACGUUGUGUAGGAAAUGCUCAUGAUUACUUUUUCAAUACGAGUGAUAGCCUUUUAUUCAUUUUAGCAUUGAUGCAUUUUGCUUAAAAAUAGGCUGUGCUGGGUGUGUCAGAAUUUUUAUGAUUUUGAUCAAGAUUGCAGUCUGAGAAUUUCAUUUGAUAAAAUUAAAAAUCUUAGUUCUUGGGAACUGUA
Molecule: messenger RNA, 2776 nt
Organism: Protopterus annectens (West African lungfish)
Lineage: Eukaryota; Metazoa; Chordata; Ceratodontiformes; Protopteridae
Gene: TIMP3
Product: TIMP metallopeptidase inhibitor 3
Exons: 5
Coding region: 225-851 (208 amino acids)
Biological process (GO): negative regulation of endopeptidase activity; negative regulation of membrane protein ectodomain proteolysis
Cellular component (GO): extracellular matrix
Molecular function (GO): metalloendopeptidase inhibitor activity; protease binding
Source: RefSeq, a predicted model, not a curated record